AUGGCCAGACCGCGCAUAGUCGACCUGGAAAAUCGAAUCGACGAACUCACCGCUCAUCUAAGAAUUGUCACAAAAGAGCUAUACUUCCCCAUCCACAUCCGCGGCGUAGACACAUCCAACGGCUUCGUCUACAUGACGGUUGAGCGGCUAGCACUAUCGGCAAACGGAGAGCUUCAGCCCUAUACCACUCCCUCCCCGAUACGGUUGUCCCACCUGCCAUAUGAAGGACACAGACCAGAACACAUGGUGGACAUGCAGGGAAGAGUUGGUGUGCGCCUUCCCGGUGUGUUUGUUGCGCCGGAAGAGGUGGAGGCGCCGAUUGUUAUAACUUGGACACCAUUUGCGGCGGGGAUGAAGAAGACGGUUGUGAGGGUUGAGGAUCAGACAGACAUGGAUCGUGUGAGGUGA
This is a messenger RNA of Alternaria conjuncta, 408 nucleotides long. RefSeq lists its product as uncharacterized. The record is from RefSeq and is a predicted model, not a curated record. NCBI's taxonomy places the organism in Eukaryota, Fungi, Ascomycota, Dothideomycetes, Pleosporales, Pleosporaceae. The coding region runs from base 1 to 408 and encodes 135 amino acids. The transcript has 2 exons.